UCAUCUUUUGGGCAGGUGGUGGCUAUGGGGCGAUGUAACACGACCACCGUUGGACCCUGGCACUCACACUGACCACCCUCCCGUUUUGGCCGACCUGUGAUGCGCGCAGUGGAGAGCCCCGCCAUUAUACCACCCACGCACUGCCGAAGGAGGAGAAGCCCACUCACGCAUCAUCCCCAUUAUCUUGCUCGAUAUCACGCACUCGAUCGCCCACCCUGGGCCUGUUCUGGUCCCCCGCAGGUCCAUGUUCACGAUAUGCCGCACAUCGCAGGCCUAUAAGACGGCGAUGGGGGGCCGUCGGGGAGCGAGGGCUCGACCCUUCUUGCCGUCCUCAGCCCGCGCUGCCUCAGUCCGAGUGACAACCUGCUCCUAACCGCCCGCUCCCCGUCGCCAUGGUUCACUGGAGAACUGCCUUGGGUACCGCCCUCGUCGCGGCCUCAGCUUCGGCUAGCCCCGUCACUCGCCGCAGCGAGAUUCCGCCAGCCGCACCCCCCGUCGCGGAACAUGUUAUCGUUCCGGGCGCAUACAUCGCCGAGUUGGCCGACGAGGGCACCGGCAGAUUCCUCGAUUACGUUGAAAAUAGAGCAGGUCUUGGGAAUGUAACGGAGCGCUUCAGGUUCGGGUCGCGCGCUUUCAAGGGCGUGUCCUUUCACCUUGAUAGCUCCGGCGGGCCCGAGGAAAGCGCCGAGGCCAAGUUCCGGCGCAUCAGCGAGCUGCCUCAAGUAAAGAACCUCUGGCCAGUCACCGUGGUGCCCAUGCCAAAACCUGAGGUGCACUGGACCGCCGCCGGCACGCCCCUGGCCGACGUGCAUCGACGUGCCGCGGCCGCCGUCGGGGGCAACUAUUCCCCUCACGUCCAGACGCAGGUCGACCGACUGCUAGCCGAGGGGCUCACGGGCAAGGGCCUUCGCAUCGGCAUCGUUGACACGGGCGUCGACUACACUCACCCGGCUCUGGGCGGCUGCUUCGGCCCCGGCUGUGUGGUCGAGUAUGGGGCCGACUUGGUCGGCGAUGACUACAAUGGGGACAACACGCCUGUGCCUGACGCCGAUCCCAUGGAUGCCUGUGUUGGUCAUGGCACACACGUCGCCGGCAUCAUCGCUGCCAGAGAGAACCCGCUUGGUUUCCGCGGGGCUGCCCCCGGCGCCAAGCUUGGCAUGUACCGCGUUUUUGGCUGCACGGGCGGCUCUGGCCUCGACGUGAUCCUGCAGGCCAUUCUUCGCGCUUUCGACGAUGGAAGCGACAUCAUCACGGGCUCGCUGGGCCGGGCCGCGGCCGGCUGGGCCAGCGACCCUCUGUCUGUGGCGGUUUCGCGCAUUGUCGACCUUGGCGUGCCUUGCACUUUCGCCGUUGGUAACCGGGUGGGCGGCGCCGAAGGUGUUUUCGGCGUCAGCGCACCGGCAAGUGGCCCGGGCGUGAUGGGCAUUACAUCGUUCCAGAAUUCGGAGACGCCAACCUACGAUACCGCCACGGGCCAGUACUCGUCGGUGCCCAACCCUGCCAGCGGCGGCUUGGUGAGCCUGUUUGGUCUCUGGGGCUCGACCUUCGAGCUGACCAUGAAGCCUCAGUUUGGUGCCCCAGGGGGGAGCAUUAUAUCAACCUAUCCCGUGUCCAUGGGCAGCUACGAGGUGGCAAGUGGCACUUCGAUGUCGACUCCUCUGGCGGCCGGCAUUGUGGCUUUGAUCAUGGAGGCCCGCGGGACUAGGGACAGCGCAUUGAUAACACGGCUCCUUUCGACGACGGCCAAGCCGAAUGUUGGCAUCGACUGGCUCACCCAAGGUCCCACUCCCGGAAUCGUUCCGGUGCCAUGGCAGGGCGCGGGAAUGAUACAAGCCUACGACGCAGUGCAUGCGACGGCGCUCCUCAGCGUGCCUGCCUUGGAGUUGAUGGACAAGGCCCGCUUCAACCCCAACGUCUCCUUCACUGUCACCAACCUAGGCAACACGCCUGUGACGUACAAGCUUUCGCACACCCCGCCCUUACGGCUGCGACUCUCAACCCGGUGUAUCGCUCGUCGGCCCCAGACCUAUACCCGUACUACGCGACGCUCAAAUUCCAGACCGAGAGCGUGACGAUAGAGCCCAACUCGAGCGCCGAGGUCCGCCUCACCAUCUCGCCGCCCACCCAGCUUGCCGAAAAUCUUCUCCCCUUCUACUCGGGCUGGGUCGUCCUCAACGGCACUGGUGCCACCGGGAGCCAGGCUACAUCGCUUUCGCUCCCCUACUUUGGGACCACGGCUUCCAUGGUGGACAUGAAGGUGCUAGCAUCGGACCGCAUAUGGCUGUCACGAAGCGACGAGCCUCGUUUCCCGCAGGUAGCAAACGGAACCACUUUUCAGCUGCCCGCCCCGGCUAGCCAUCCCGAGUGGGCGCAGCCGGUGCUCAACGGCUCCGCGACAGCCCUUCCCGCUGGCGUUAUGCCUUCGACGUUUGAUUGGAUCCUGCUGGGCAGCAAGGAGGUGCGGAUCGAGGCAGUGCCCGUGGUGGCGGCGGGCACUGCUGCCAAGGACAACGGGCUCGGAAUGCUGACCCUAGGGAGCAUUGCCGGCUACCCGGUAUUCGGUGUUGGGCCUGGAAGCCGAAUGAAGAACUGGGAUGGGCAACUGGCUGAUGGCACCCACGCGCCUGCUGGGCGAUACACCCUUACGGUCCUCGUACUCAAGCUCAACGGUGACGCUGGUAAGCUGGCCGGCUAUGACCGUUUCGACUAUGUCGAGAUCAGCAUCCGUUACGUCUAGGAAGCGAGUUCGACGAGGCGAUGGUGGUUAUGGAACAAGAGAAAUUCGCCCAGGGUAUCUGUCUGCGCCCAAGUGGUACCUGGGUAGUAUAUAUCGUGCAAAUCAAAUGACUCUUCCAUCUAGUCUUGUACCACCAACCCACCCAUCC
Molecule: messenger RNA, 2885 nt
Organism: Gaeumannomyces tritici R3-111a-1
Lineage: Eukaryota; Fungi; Ascomycota; Sordariomycetes; Magnaporthales; Magnaporthaceae
Product: thermostable alkaline protease
Exons: 2
Coding region: 393-2072 (559 amino acids)
Biological process (GO): proteolysis
Cellular component (GO): cytosol
Molecular function (GO): serine-type endopeptidase activity; tripeptidyl-peptidase activity
Source: RefSeq, a predicted model, not a curated record